AUAAAGCGCAGCGGCACACAAUCGGCAGUAGUACACCUGUCACCUGCGCAACAUGAAGUACUUCGUCGUAUUCGCCAUUUGCCUCGUCGCCGUGCAGGCGCUGACAGAUGAACAGAAGGAAAAGCUAAAGAAGCACAGGAGCGAGUGCCUCGCGGAGUCCAAGGCUGUUGAGGAGCAGGUCGAUAAACUCAAGACCGGAGACUUUACCAAUGAGAAUGAAGAUCUGAAGAAGUACACUCUCUGCUUGAUGGUAAAGUCUGAGUUGAUGACCAAGGAUGGAAAGUUCAAGAAGGACGUCGCGCUCGCUAAGGUUCCUAACGCAGCUGACAAACCCACAGUAGAGAAGCUGAUCGACGCCUGCCUCGCUAACAAGGGCAGCACUCCGCAACAAAAUGCGUGGAACUACGUCAAAUGCUACCAUGAGAAAGACCCUAAGCAUUCCAUCCUCAUCUAAAUCAAAAUACUACUGGAAACAAACACUGCCAUGGAUCUGAAUACCUUAAAACAACUAUUGUAAUGUUAUCAAUAGAUGUUUUUGUUACUCGUAUGUCAGUAUUGUAAUUUGCCUUUAAUAAUUCUCCAUUUGUAGACCACCGUUCAUCUGCAGUGUCAAUAAAUUCUGUUUAUAAAAAUUA
Papilio machaon (common yellow swallowtail) is the source of this 635-nucleotide messenger RNA. Its product is annotated as general odorant-binding protein 56a. The record is from RefSeq and is a predicted model, not a curated record. The transcript is spliced from 4 exons. Lineage: Eukaryota; Metazoa; Arthropoda; Insecta; Lepidoptera; Papilionidae. Bases 53 to 454 code for a protein of 133 amino acids. Gene Ontology annotation, molecular function: odorant binding. Gene Ontology annotation, biological process: sensory perception of smell.